Messenger RNA from Impatiens glandulifera, 1665 nucleotides. Its product is annotated as protein HEAT INTOLERANT 4-like. Gene Ontology annotation, biological process: regulation of cellular response to heat. The record is from RefSeq and is a predicted model, not a curated record. The transcript is spliced from 14 exons. The coding region runs from base 213 to 1337 and encodes 374 amino acids. NCBI's taxonomy places the organism in Eukaryota, Viridiplantae, Streptophyta, Magnoliopsida, Ericales, Balsaminaceae.
UCUCUCUCUAUCUAGAACCCUACCGCCCAACCAUUACUCUCUCUCUCUCUCUUUCGCCUCUUCUCACUUCAAAUUCGAGACGGCGCGUUCAUUUGAAGUGCUUACAAUCCACGCAUCCCCAAUCCCUAUUUUAUCUCCAGAAAUCCGAAUCUGUAAACCUAUCUCUCUCUCUCUGUUCCCCUUUCUUGAUCUCUUUCUCUCUACACGAUUCAAUGAGGAAGGGUACUAAGAGGAAGGUUAGUCAAAGAGACGAAUCUAAAUCCAAACCUGAAGCAACAACCACCGGUAAGGAGCCUGUUGAGAAUAAUGAGGAAGCAAAUACUUCCGCAGUAGAAGACAUAUAUAACAAAGAAGAAAUCAAGGCAAAUAAACCUGCAGAUGAAUCGAGAAAGCCUGUUGGAAGAGUUAAGGGUAUUAAAGUUAAGAAGUCGGAAGUUGAAACUGAGUACUUUCCAGACAAGCGCAAUUUUGAAGAUCUAUGGCAACAUGCUUUUCCAGUUGGGACAGAGUGGGAGCUGUUGGCUAAAGUUUAUCAAUACAAGUGGGAUUUCUCAAAUCUUGAAAAUGAAUUUGAAGAAGGUGGAGAGCUGAAUGGAAAGAAAGUCUACCUGUUUGGGUGUUCAGAGCCUCAAUUUAUUAAUUUCAAGGGUGAAUCGAAAGUAACAUAUGUACCUGCUGUUGUUGCUGUUGUAUCUCCUUUCCCACCAUCUGAUAAAAUUGGGAUUAAAUCAGUCCAAAGGGUGGAGGAGGAAAUCGUGCACAUGAAACACAUGAAGAUGGAUUGGAUUCCUUACAUUCCCUUAGAGAACAGAUAUUCUCAGGUCGAAAAACUGAAAUCACAAAUUUUUAUUUUGAGUUGUGAGCAGAGGAGGGCUGGCUUAAAACAUUUGAAAGAAGAUCGUAUAAAGAAAUUUGAAUACUGCCUCCCUUAUCUAUACAAUCCAUUUAAGGAAGAUGAAGUUGACCAGGAGACAGUUGUGGAUAUCAUUUUUCCAGCUGAACCGAAACCAGUAUUCUGUGAAUUUGACUGGGAGCUUGAUGAACUUGAGGAAUUCACUGAUAAGCUGAUUGAGGAGGAGGAGUUGUCUGAGGAUCAGAAAGACCCCUUCAAGAAUUUUGUGAAAGAGAAGGUUCGAGAAGCAAAGAGAGCUAAUCGAGAGGCUAGAGAAGCCCGAAAGAAAGCAUUGGAAGAAAUGAGCGAGGAUAAAAAGGCUGCAUUCCAGAAUAUGAGGUUGCUCAAGUUUUAUCCUGUCACAAAUCCUGAUGCGCCUGAUAUUAGUGAUGUCAAGGCUGCAUUUAUAAACAGGUACUACGGAAAAGCUCAUAGAGUUUUCUGAAUACUACGACGACGUCGAGGGUUGGAGCUCUAUAUACAUUGGAGAGGGGUAUAGGACGAGAGGCAGAUGAAAACAUGCUUCAUUUAUCAUCUCGUGUCUUUAUCCUUUUAUCUGUAAACUGAUAUCCGAAGAAGAAGUGAGAAGGGAAAAUAGUAACAGUCAGCAGUAUCAGCAACUUCUAGUUAUUAGUUGGUAAUAUUAUUGUUGUUAUUCUUUUAUCUCAAUUAGGUUUGAAGUUUUGAUGUUCCAAAUUUUGGCAAGAAGUGUUCCAUAAUUGGAGCAGAUAUUUUAUUCUACUUGUUAAAGAACCAUUAACAAGUUCUUUCUA